CUGAACGGAACUAAAUUCUUUAAAUCCAACGGUGAAAAAUAUAGCGUUGGCCAAACGCCACUUUAAUCUUCAAAAAUUCAAAUUCUCCUGAAACCCUUCCGUAUAUAAAACCCUGAAUCCAUUGUUAAAAAAUCUCGCCCCUUUCUCUGUUUUUUCAGUUCUCAAUUCUCUUUCAUUUCUCAUUUUCUUGAAUCAGACUGUAAAAUGGCUCUGCCCAAUCAGCAAACUGUUGAUUACCCUAGUUUCAAACUUGUUCUUGUUGGUGACGGUGGUACAGGGAAAACAACAUUUGUUAAAAGGCAUUUGUCGGGUGAAUUUGAGAAGAAAUAUGAACCUACGAUUGGUGUUGAAGUUCAUCCAUUGGAUUUCUUUACAAAUUGUGGAAAAAUUAGGUUUUACUGCUGGGAUACUGCUGGUCAAGAGAAGUUUGGCGGUUUGAGAGAUGGAUACUAUAUUCACGGUCAAUGUGCCAUCAUCAUGUUCGAUGUGACGGCGAGAUUGACAUACAAGAAUGUUCCAACAUGGCAUCGGGAUCUAUGCAGGGUGUGUGAGAACAUUCCAAUCGUGCUAUGUGGAAACAAGGUUGAUGUUAAAAACAGGCAGGUGAAGGCCAAGCAAGUCACCUUUCACAGGAAGAAAAACUUGCAGUACUACGAGAUUUCUGCUAAGAGUAAUUACAACUUUGAGAAACCCUUCCUCUACCUUGCCAGGAAGCUUGCAGGUGAUCCCAACUUGCAUUUUGUUGAGUCUCCCGCUUUGGCUCCCCCUGAGGUGCAGAUUGAUUUGGCCGAGCAGCAGAGGCAUGAACAAGAGCUUGCUGUUGCAGCUGCACAGCCACUUCCAGAUGACGAUGAUGACGCAUUUGAGUAAAUUGGGAGUCUGAGAGAUUUGUUUUCUUCUGGAUCCUUUGUUUUGUGUUAAAUUUCUGUAGUCGUCCAAGGUCGACUGCACUAAAGUUGAAUUUGCUUAUCUUCUCUUAAGGGUUUUGGAUAAAUUGGUAGUUGUAGGAUGUUUUGGACAGUUGAUAAGGUUUGUAACUUUGUAUAACCUUUGUAUUGGUAGUAUUGAGAAACAUUUUUCUUGGAAGGUAUGAUGUUCAAUGUGGAACUAUACUUUGA
Molecule: messenger RNA, 1118 nt
Organism: Amaranthus tricolor (Joseph's coat)
Lineage: Eukaryota; Viridiplantae; Streptophyta; Magnoliopsida; Caryophyllales; Amaranthaceae
Product: GTP-binding nuclear protein Ran-3
Exons: 8
Coding region: 205-870 (221 amino acids)
Biological process (GO): ribosomal subunit export from nucleus; protein import into nucleus
Cellular component (GO): nucleus; cytoplasm
Molecular function (GO): GTP binding; GTPase activity
Source: RefSeq, a predicted model, not a curated record